This is a messenger RNA of Coffea eugenioides, 1467 nucleotides long. Its product is annotated as transcription factor MYB119-like. Gene Ontology annotation, biological process: regulation of DNA-templated transcription. Bases 1 to 1467 code for a protein of 488 amino acids. The transcript is spliced from 3 exons. The record is from RefSeq and is a predicted model, not a curated record. Gene Ontology annotation, molecular function: DNA-binding transcription factor activity, RNA polymerase II-specific; RNA polymerase II cis-regulatory region sequence-specific DNA binding. Gene Ontology annotation, cellular component: nucleus. Lineage: Eukaryota; Viridiplantae; Streptophyta; Magnoliopsida; Gentianales; Rubiaceae.
AUGGAAGAAGUUUCUUUUCUUAAGCCAAAGCCAACCCUCACAGCCAUAGAUAAAUUUUUAUUGGGUCAGAGCCAUUUUUGUCAACCUGAAAUUCUUGCCAAUUUCAAGAACAAAGGAAACCUUGUUCCAGUGAAUUUUGAUUUUGUUUCCUCUUCAACAAGUGGUGGUGCAAUCCAUAGCCAUGCAAGAGAAGGAGAAGGGCUAUUCCCACGGCCAACUAUUCUACCUCCUCCUCAUGACACAAGUAGUUUUGUCAAUGGAGAUUUUUUCAAUGAAGAAAGUACUCCAAUCUUGAGUCAAGAAAUGAAUCUCAACAGUGGCUUUGGAGAGGAAGAAGAUUUGGAACCAAGAGUUUGCAGGAGAGUAGGAAGGAGAGGAAAAAGUGGUCCUUCUGUAGCUUUAAUCAAAGGCCAGUGGACUGAAGAGGAAGACAACACAUUGAAAAGGCUGGUGAAGCAUUUUGGAGUGAAGAAAUGGGCUCAAAUUGCUGAGAAAAUGGUGGGAAGAGCCGGUAAGCAGUGCCGGGAGAGAUGGCAUAAUCAUUUGCGCCCUGAUAUCAAGAAAGACACUUGGAGUCUGGAGGAAGAGAGACUCUUGGUGGAAGCUCAUAUGCAGGUUGGGAACAGAUGGGCAGAAAUUGCCAAAAGAAUUCCGGGAAGGACUGAAAACUCCAUAAAGAAUCAUUGGAAUGCCACAAAAAGAAGGCAAAAUUCAAAGAGAAGGGUCAAGAAACCCGAGGGGGCACAAAAUGGGAGAAAUCAAUCAACUAUUUUGCAAGAAUAUAUCAAAAGUACUUGUUCCAAUAAUAAUUUCUUAACUAACAGCGCAGACCUCAGAUCCACCACCGUGACACCAGCCAACAGUGCAACCACCCACCCGACCCCGCCCAAUUCUGUUGUAUCAGAGGACCCCAUAUCACCUGAUUUCAAUCUGCCUUAUCCAGAGGUAUGUCAGUCCACCUGUGAUGAUUCUUCAUUCUAUAUGACUCAACAGUCUUAUGAUGAUGAGAUGAAAUUCAUGCAAAAUUUAUUUGGAAGUAAUAAUCUCAAUGCCUCAUCAUUUGGUGAAAAUGAUAAUAGAAAGGCUCCUCUAGACACUGGGAUUGAUCGGAAGAACAAGUGUUAUAUUUCAUUCAAUCCUUUUGGAUACAACAGCUCUAGUGGUGAUAAUCAGAGUUUUGGUGGAAAUUGGGAUUAUGGGAUUUUUCCAUCUUAUGCCGAACCAAACAUGCCGACCAAACCUUAUUUAGGUGAUCAAGAGAAUAAUCAAUCUGCCAGUAUGUACUUGGACCUCUAUCUCCCUCGUAUAUUGGAUGGAAGCAAUGCGAUAACUGCUCCUCCUGACCCUAGCAAAAUGAGCAUGGAAACACUGAUAAUGGAUCAAGCUAACCCUUCAGUUGGAAAGGAGGUGGACUUGAUAGAGAUGGUCUCAAAUUCACAAUUUGCUCACAAGAAUGCUGCUAAAUAA